Molecule: messenger RNA, 1458 nt
Organism: Phyllotreta striolata
Lineage: Eukaryota; Metazoa; Arthropoda; Insecta; Coleoptera; Chrysomelidae
Source: the annotation of a GenBank genome assembly
AUGGGUUCCUGUACGCCAAGAUGUAAAAAAUGGAGUACGAUUAGUGUUGCUAUUGCUUUUUUAAUACUCGGUAUAUUCUUUGCUUGUUUUUGGGGUUUCAUCGUUGAUAGAAUUCUUCAUUAUGAAUUGGGAAUAUCGUCGAGCAGCAGCAUCGGUUAUUCGAUGUGGAAAGAGACCCCCAUCCCCAUGUACCUGUCCUUCUACAUGUUCAAUUGGACCAACGCCGAUGAGUGCCAGAAAAACGCCUCCGUUAAACCGAAAUUCGUCCAGCUGGGUCCUUACGUGUUCUGGGAACACCACGUUAGAGAGGAUGUAAAGUUUAACGACAAUAACACGGUGACCUUUUACAACAGGAGAAUGUGGCAAUUCGAAGCUUCGAAGACUAACGGGUCGCUUGAUGAUAACGUGUCGACUUUAAAUCCCAUAGUUGCAUCCGUGGCGAGUCUAGUCAAAGACAAACACUACCUGGUGCAGUUAGGAGUGAACUUUUUCCUCGAAGAAAAGAAAGUCCCGCUGGCCGUAACGAAAACAGUGAGGGAAUUCCUGUUCGACGGAUACGACGAUCCCAUGUUGGAUUUAAUGCACAAAUUGAACAUAUCCGGCAUCGACAUACCCUUCAAAAAAAUGGGUUGGUUCGUUGAUCGAAACAACAGCAAAACCUACGACGGUUUGUACAACAUGAACGACGGCAAGGACUCGUUGAGGAAUUUGGGCAUCGUCAGAAGAUGGAAUUACUACGAGCAAGUGCCUUAUUACAACGGAACCUGCGGCAAAGUCGAAGGUACCCAAGGGGAAUUGUGGUAUCCCCCGCAAGAGGAUACUUUGAUCAAGAUAUUCUCCAACGAUUUGUGCAGCACUCUCGAUUUAACUCGCGCAGAAGAGCACACGAUACACGGAAUCACGGGAUUCAAAUUCGUGGGUAACGAAAGAACCUUCGAUAACGGCUCCCUCUAUCCGGAUAUGAAAUGUUUCUCCGAUCGACCGCUGUAUACCGGCAUCAGGGACGUGUCGCUUUGCAAGUAUGGAGCACCGGCUUAUGUAUCGUUCCCCCAUUUCUACCUGGCCGAUCCGUUCUACAGGGAAUCCCUCGAAGGAAUGGCGCCGAACAAAGACGAACACGAGAUGUUCCUGGCGAUCGAACCCAAAUCCGGUAUACCUUUGGAAGUCAAAGCUCAAGUGCAAAUAAACCUUCAAUUGUACCACGUGGAGCACAUAGAUUUGCUGUCGGUGAUAAAUUCGACGUUAAUGCCGGCGUUUUGGUUCAGCCAAUCGGCCGUGCUGUCGGGCGAUCUAUCGGAGACGGUGAAGACGGUCUUGAUCCUGCCGGACAUCGGCCAGUACACGGGAUUCGGGCUGCUGGGCAUCGGGGUGCUGAUAAGCGCCGUGGCGAUCUUGGUGACGUGCCGGUCGGGCUGGCGAGAGACGAAUAGAGUGUACGCGCGAACGGACGCGCCGUGA